ACUAAAUUAAACAAGUCCUCUUUUACUCUGUGUGAAUCGAAUAAGUCUCAUAGGCUUGGCAGGUGAAAUAUAACAGCAGCAUAUAACUUCAUAUGAAGACAGCACCGUUAAACGUGCAUUGUUGAGUCGACCAGUUAAGGUCGAAUCGACAAAACCGUCUGAAGCCUAGAAUGUUUACAGACAUGGACUACGAGUUGGAGGAGGACAAACUUGGGAUUCCAACAGUACCAGGAACGGUUACUCUGCAGAAAGAUGGACAGAACCUGAUUGGGAUCAGCAUUGGUGGAGGUGCCCAAUACUGCCCCUGUCUUUAUAUUGUACAGGUCUUUGAUAAUACCCCUGCAGCUUUGGAUGGAACAUUAGCUGCUGGGGAUGAGAUCACUGGAGUCAACAGUAAAACGGUUAAGGGGAAGACCAAAGUGGAGGUGGCGAAAAUGAUUCAGGCUGUGCAGGGAGAAGUCACAAUCCACUAUAAUAAACUUCAAGCAGAUCCAAAGCAAGGGAAAUCUCUUGAUAUAGUGUUGAAGAAGGUGAAGCACCGACUUGUGGAAAACCUGAGCUCAGGUACAGCAGAUGCCCUGGGCUUAAGCAGAGCCAUCCUGUGCAACGAUGGACUGGUGAGGAGACUAGAGGAGCUUGAGAAAACGGCAGAGCUCUACAAAGGACUAAUGGAGCACACCAAGCGGCUACUCAGAGCUUUCUUUGAGCUCUCGCAAACUCACAGAGCUUUUGGGGACGUCUUCUCUGUGAUUGGUGUGAGGGAACCCCAGGCUGCUGCGAGCGAGGCCUUUGUGAAGUUUGCCGAGGCGCACCGCAACAUCGAAAAAUAUGGCAUCCAGUUGCUGAAAACCAUCAAACCAAUGCUUCAUGAUCUGAACACCUACCUGCAUAAGGCCAUCCCUGACACCAAGCUUACCAUACGCAAGUACCUGGAUGUCAAGUUUGAGUACCUGUCCUACUGUCUGAAAGUGAAGGAGAUGGAUGAUGAAGAGUACAGCUGUAUCGCCCUGGGAGAGCCCAUGUACAGAGUGAGCACGGGGAACUAUGAGUACCGGCUGGUCUUGCGCUGUCGCCAGGAAGCACGGGCUCGCUUUGCCAAGAUGAGGAAAGACGUGCUGGAGAAGAUUGAGCUGCUGGACCAGAAACAUGUCCAGGACAUUGUAUUCCAGCUGCAGCGCUUCGUCUCAGGCAUGUCUCGUUACUAUGACGAGUGCUACGCAGUGCUGAAGGAGGCUGAUGUCUUUCCCAUCGAGGUGGACCUCUCUCGCACCAUGAUCAACUAUGGCAGCCAGUCGCAGGGAUACACGGAGGAUGAAGAGGAGGAGGAAGAGGAGGAAGAAGCUGGAGACAAGAGCUCCGCCCAGCAGACAGAGAAUGGAGCUGAGAAGUUGAUAGAUGAUGAAUGACUGAAUGAAUGAAUGAAUGAAUGACAGUAAAUGAAUGGUCAUACAGUUACACACAGAGGCAUCAAACACCCCCCCCCCUCCAUGAUAGCUGCUGUUGUUUCAUCCUAAUGUAUUUAGCAUUACCAAUCUUGAAGAUCUCUUACUUUCCACAGAUUAUAUGUGCAUUAUGCGAACUUUUGCAGAAUCUUACAGUGCACAUUCUUGACUCCUGUCUAUGACAGCACAUCUUCAUCUCAAUAUCUACUGUUGUAUCAGAGCCCCAAAGCGUUUUAUGUUCAUUUUUUUGUGGUAAAGAAGUGGUUAGCAUUCAUUUGUUCUGAGUGAAUAGGGGAACUUGAUGCCUCUGUUGGAAUUGUAUUUUGGGUGCCUUUGACAUUAGUGUCUCACAAUACUUUCAAACCCAGUCCAAAUACGUGUACACGAAAGUAGUUUUAUGAAGGUACAAUUAAUAGCAGAAACGUGUAUGUAUUUACAGGUUCCUUUAAAGAAGACAAAAGGCAUUCCGAUGAAAAGAAAAUUGAUUUUGCUCAUUGAUAUAAGCUCUUGAAUAAGAAUUAAUUCUUGUCUUUACAGGGGCAUUUGUUUAUUUUGCUGCAUGAGGCACUUUCAAGUUAGAAAAAUGUUGGACACCUUACACUGUUACUCAAAGACUGGUGCCACAUAAUUAAAAUCUGUUUUCAAAAACAAAUUAAUUUAACUAACUGGAUCUUGAAUGGCACAGUGUGUGAUUCAGUUCCGGUUGCGUAAAAUGUUGUAGACAUUUGAGCUGAAACCCUAUGAUUGUUUUGUUCAUGUCCGUAAUUGUUUUCCCCAUACAACAUUUACAGCUUAA
This is a messenger RNA of Sardina pilchardus (European sardine), 2238 nucleotides long. RefSeq names its product protein interacting with prkca 1 (gene pick1). NCBI's taxonomy places the organism in Eukaryota, Metazoa, Chordata, Actinopteri, Clupeiformes, Clupeidae. Gene Ontology annotation, biological process: dendritic spine maintenance; regulation of Arp2/3 complex-mediated actin nucleation; receptor clustering. The record is from RefSeq and is a predicted model, not a curated record. The transcript has 13 exons. Gene Ontology annotation, cellular component: trans-Golgi network membrane; neuron projection; synaptic vesicle. Gene Ontology annotation, molecular function: protein kinase C binding; protein domain specific binding; phospholipid binding. The coding region runs from base 171 to 1406 and encodes 411 amino acids.